Molecule: messenger RNA, 7695 nt
Organism: Oldenlandia corymbosa var. corymbosa
Lineage: Eukaryota; Viridiplantae; Streptophyta; Magnoliopsida; Gentianales; Rubiaceae
Source: the annotation of a GenBank genome assembly
CAAGUAAUUUACCUUUGUAUCCGCCACGCAAUUUUCGAUUUUGCUUCCGUGACAGAGCCAAGGGGCAGCUACUACAUAUAUUUGAUUUUGUAUUCUUGGGUGUUUAAUAGUUCGAAGUGUUCAGUUAUUCAACAACACUUCGUUGCUCGCUUCGUUCCUUUUCUUUUUCUUUCUUCCCCAUCAUUUCUAAGUGCCCAAUUACAGUACCAUGAUUCAUCUGCAAACCUUUCCACUUCGUGGAUCAAUGAUCCUUACCCUAUUGCCACUGGUGAUAACGUUAACCCAUACAACAGUCAUAGGUCCCCUGAAUUAGUAUGGUCUGCAAACAGGGAUCAUCCUGUGGGAGUCAAUGCUACUCUGCAACUAAAGCAAGAUGGAGAUCUGGUCUUGGCGAAUUCUGAUGGCAUUUUGGUCUGGUCCACCAAUACAAGAGGGAAAUCUGUUUCAGGAUUGAACUUAACUGAACAGGGGAACUUGGUGCUGUUUGGCACCAACAAUGAGAUCAUUUGGCAAUCUUUCGAUUAUCCUACGGAUACAUUACUUCUGGGGCAGAGGUUGGUUGCAGGGCAGAAGUUAACAGCGAAUGUGUCAAGAUCAAGAUUUGAUUCAGGUUUGUUGUCCCUUUCUGUCAACAAAAAUCGCUUGAUUGCAUAUGUAGAAUCCAACCCACCUCAAAUAUAUCAUGCCUCUGAAUUGGAUGAUCUUCCUUAUGUUGAAUUCACGAAUGGAAGUUUCAAUGGCUGGUCCAUUCCUCCUGGAUCGGAAUAUCAGUUCAUGAAGUUCGGGUUUGAUGGUCGUUUGAAGGUGUUCCAGUUUACUGGGAGAUUUUGGACAGAAGUUGCUAAUCUUUUUGAAACUAAACUCGGUGAUUGUGCGCAACCUUUAGUGUGUGGGAAUUAUGGUGUCUGCUCGAGGGGAGAUUGCCAGUGUCCUGAUCAAGGAAACUUCUUCAAACAAACAGAUACCUUGAGACCUUAUCUUGGAUGUUCAUAUAUCACUCCCAUUUCCUGCAAACAUUCCGAAGCUCACAUUCUGCUGGAGCUAAAGAAUACAACUUACUUUGCAUUCGAAGCCAGCUCCUUAGACAUGCAUGAAGGGAAGUCAGUUGAGGAUUGCAAAAGUAUGUGUCUCAGUAACUGUUCGUGCAAAGCGGCUCUCUUCGUGUUAGAUUUAGGGGGAAAAACCUUAGGGAAAAAUGGCAGGUGCUCGUUAUUGAGUCAAGUCUUUUCUAUCAUCAACAAGGAGAGGGUUACAGGAUCCGUCUCACCUUAUGACACAACUCUUUAUCUUAAGGUGCAAAAACCUCGAGUCUUGACAACAGAGAAGAAAAAGAUGACAACCAUAGUUGCUUCAGCUGUUGCGACUUCCUUAGGCUUGAUUUCUGCUAUUGCUUUUGUCCUUGUGCUCUUCAGUAAGAGAUUAAAGAACUCUAAUAAACUUAAAGGGGGCUUUCUUGAUCAGGUACGAGGAAUGCCUACAAUAUUCUCUUACGAGGCGCUGAAAGCUAUGACAGGAGAUUUCUCCAAAAAACUAGGGGAAGGAGGAUUUGGCAGUGUUUAUGAAGGGGCACUGAACGAUGGCACUAAGAUGGCAGCAAAAUGUCUUGAUGGUGUAAGCCAAGUGAAUGAGUCUUUUCUGGUUGAGGUAGAGACAAUUGGUAGCAUCCAUCAUGUGAAUUUGGUGAAACUAAUUGGAUUUUGUUUCCAAAAAUCACAUAGAAUUCUGAUCUAUGAGCAUAUGGCCAACGGAUCAUUGGAUAGAUGGAUUUUCAACAAAGAUCAUGGCAAUUCUCUUCCAUGGCACAUAAGAAGAAAAAUCAUUAUGGACAUCGCCAAAGGAUUAGCUUAUCUCCAUGAAGAAUGCAGUCACAAAAUCAUUCACUUUGACAUCAAGCCCCAAAACAUCUUGUUAGAUGAAAAUUUCAAUGCAAAAGUUUCUGAUUUUGGAUUGGCAAAGCUUAUUGAGAAGGAUCAAAGUGGAGUGCUUACAAGGAUGAGAGGGACACCAGGAUAUCUAGCUCCCGAGUGUGCUGCCAUCACUGAAAAGGUGGAUGUUUACAGCUUUGGCAUAGUAAUGUUGGAAAUCAUUUGUGGGAGGAAGAACCUGGACUGGUCUAGGAUUGACGGAGAGAAACACUUGCUUGCUGUCUUUAAGGGGAAAGCUGAAGAAGGAAAACUCAAGGAUUUGGUCGACAAGAGAAGUGAAGUCAUGCAAGAGAACAUUGAAGAAGCUGUGGAGAUGAUGAAGAUUGCAGCAUGGUGUCUGCAGGGUGAUUUCACCAAAAGGCCGUCGAUGUCUUUAGUGGUUAAGGUGCUAGAGGGAUUAGUUGCAGCUGAAACCAACAUUGAGUAUGAUUUCUUGCAUCCAGCAGUUGUUACAAGAAUAUUGGAAGCUAUUCAACUUAAUACUCAUAUACUUGGUUGUUCAUUUUUAUUACUAUCAUUCCUGCUUCCUUCUGUCUCUAUUGAGGAAAUUUACAUCUUUGGAGCAGGACAGGCACCGCUAACAACGAUAAAUUUAAUGACUCUUACGAAAGUGAUUGUGCAUGGGGCAAUAUUCAAUGACAAUGGAGGUUCUAUCUCUGGCGGUUAUACAUUCAACGUCGUCCUAAGGAGGAGAAGGAUUUUCUGCGGCUUCUACUUCGUCAUUUGGCACAUAGAAUCUUUCCGAUCGCCACAAGUCGUAUGGUCUGCUAACAGGAACAAUCCCGCUCAAGUGAAUGCAACAUAUCAGCUCACCCAAGAUGGAGAUCUCAUCUUGUCAAAUUCCGAUGGUACACCGAUAUGGUCUAUCCAAACAAAAGGGAAGUCCGUUGCCGGAAUGAACUUAACAGAAAGUGGAAAUUUAGUGCUAUUUGGCCAAAACAAUGAGACCAUUUGGCAGUCUUUUGAUUAUCCCACUGAUUCCUUACUUCCAGGGCAGAGUUUGAUAUCAGGUCAGAGGCUGACAGCCUGCGUUUCAACGUCAAAUUGGAGUGAAGUUUUGUUCUAUCUUUCCUUUGAUAGUGAGGGACAGGAGCUAGUCGCGGGCCGUACUAAUUUGGACUCGUCAAGCAAUCCUGAAGAGGAUACCUUUUAUGAACACUCUAAGAGCAUAUUACCGACAAUUGUAAGUAAGAGAGGGGGAUCUACCCCCUUUGAAAAGAAAGGAAAUGAACAUGACUUUGUGAAAAGUAAACAAAGCCAGAUAUUUAUAAAAGGUGUGGCAUCAUGCUUCAUGACUAAGGGGUAUCCACAGCUCAUUCUUGACGUGCACCGUAUAUUGAUCUUUUAUCACCUCAAGGGAGGCACUGAGGCUAAUCUGUGUGAUCACGACUGUAUCUGUUCACUUCGGACAAAACGAGUGGGUGUUACAGCGUGUGCUGCCGGAAAUAACCGAGUAGCCUUGUACUCAAGUCUCGAGGAAGCCGCGUCCCCCGUCGAGGAGAUUUUAAGAGAAUUUUGUCCAAGAAAUUUAGAAUCCAUGGCGAGCGGCUGCGACCGCUUGGAUUUCUGCCGAGAAAGUCGAGUAAUCGAAGCGUUGUGCUCGCGGUUGAACAACAAAGUAUCUUCCUCUCGAACCCUUCCGAGCAAUGGUAUCAGGAUCUUCAUACUUCUUAAGGCUUCACGUUUCAUAAAAAAAGCAAGCACCUUCGUCGGGAAGGAGAGAAACCCUAGCGGGUCGAAAAUCGGGGACCUACAAAACCUCAUCACCAUCAACUCAAUUCAUGAAGCUGGGUCCAGAUGGGCACUUAAAGUUAAACAGAAAAUAUUACAGGAGGAUUGUAAAAAUCUUUGUUUAACAAACUGCUCCUGCAAAGCAGCUGCUUUUGCUAAAUCCUAUGGCCAUCCGAAAAAUGGGGGUGGCAUAUUAUGCAACUCCCAAACACCGCAAGGCGUAAAGAAGCAAAAUAAGCAACAGAGUAACAUCGAGGAGGAUCUUUUUGACCAAGUACCAGGAAUGCCUACAAGAUACUCUUAUGAGGACUUGAAAACAAUUACUGAAGAUUUUGGUGAGAAACUUGGGGAAGGAGGCUCUGGAUCUGUUUAUAAAGGGACACUAAGAGAUGGAACAAAAGUAGCAGUCAAGUGUCUUGAUGGCUUAGCAAAAGUGAAGGAUUCAUUUCUUGUGGAAGUUAAGGCAAUUGGCAGCAUUCAACAUGUUAAUUUGGUGAAAUUGAUUGGAUUUUGUUUUGAGAAAUCACACAGGCUUCUUGUGUAUGAAUACAUGAACAACAGAUCUCUGGAGGGAUGGAUCUUUAGUGGAAAGGGAAAAAACCACUGUCUUCCUUGGAAAUGGCACAUCCGGAAAAACAUCAUCACAGAUAUAGCCAAGGGAUUAGCUUACCUUCAUGAAGAAUGCAGUCCAAAAAUAAUUCAUUUGGACAUCAAGCCAGAGAACAUCCUCUUGGAUGAGAACUUCAAUGCAAAAAUAUCUGAUUUUGGGCUCUCCAAGCUGAUUGAAAAGGAUCAAAGCAGAGUCAUCACGACAAUGAGAGGAACGCCCGGAUACUUGGCUCCAGAAUGGUUGAGUGCAGCCAUCACUGAAAAGGCCGAUGUUUACAGCUUUGGCAUAGUAAUGUUGGAAAUCAUUUGUGGGAGGAAGAAUCUGGAUAGUUCUAGGAUUGAGGGAGAAAAACACUUGCUUGCUGCCUUUAAGAGAAAAGCUGAAGAAGGAAAACUAAAGGAAUUGGUGGAUGAGAGAAGUGAAGAUAUGCGCGAGAACGCUGAAGAAGCUGUGGAGAUGAUGAAGAUCGCGGCAUGGUGUCUGCAGGGUGAUUUCACCAAAAGGCCGUCGAUGUCUUUAGUGGUUAAGAUGCUGCAACUUGUAACAGAGAUUCAGAUCAAGAAGCCAUUUAUUUUCCAUGAUUUCCAAGCAAAAACUGUGUCAUCCCAAAAAUUUUACAAUUCUACUGCUAAGCUUUACAAUUCCACUGCUAAACUUUCCACUUCAUGGAUUAAUCAGCCUUCGAUGAUUGCCAAUGAAACAAGCUUUGUAAGUCAUACAUUUAGCCCAAUCACGAAGAGAGUCAUUGGUCAAUCAGCAUUUGUCUGCGGCUUUUACUGCAAUAAUGAUGGUAAUUUAAGUGAUAUUCGUGCAUCCUCUAAAGACUGCAUAUUUGGAGUCAUCAUCAUAUGGUCAGCUAACAGGAACUAUCCUGUUCAGGUGAAUGCUACAUUGCAGCUCAGCCAAGAUGGAGACUUGAUCCUGAAAAAUUCUGAUGGCACUCUGGUAUGGUCCAGCCAAACAGCGGGGAAGUCCGUCGCCGGCAUGAACUUGACAGAAAAUGGAAAUCUUGUUCUCUUUGGUCGAAACAAUGAGCCCAUUUGGCAAUCUUUUGAUUAUCCCACUGAUUCCUUACUUCUAGGACAAAAGUUGCUUAGAGGGCAGAGGCUAACAGCCAGUGUUUCGGCAUCAAAUGCAAGCGAAGGUUUGUUGUAUCUUUCUGUUGAUUCCACAGAAUUGGCUGCUUAUAUAAACUCCAAUCCGCCUCAGAAAUAUUAUUCCUCUGGCUUUGAUCAGAAUCCCUCAUAUGUUGAAUUCACAAACGGAAGCUUCCAUUAUUACACCAUUUCAUCAACAGCUCAAUUUGUAAAGUUUGGAUCAGAUGGACACUUAAAGGCAUUUCGAUGGGGUAAUGGUCCAAAUGGUUUGGAAGAAGUUUCUGAUCUCCUGGAAACAGGAUCUGGAAACUGCGGUUAUCCCAUGGUGUGCGGAAAGUAUGGUGUCUGUUCGGAUGGUGGUCAAUGUGGUUGUCUGGAUACGACAAGUAGUCAGGGAAACUUUUUCAGGCAAGUGAAUUUCCUUCAACCAAAUCUUGGGUGUUCAUUAGUCACACCAAUUUCUUGUGAUCACUCUAAUUCUCAUGGUCUUAUUGAACUGAACAACACAUAUUACUUUGCAUUCCAGUCGUACAAAGAAAAUACGUUGGUGCAGGACUGCAAAAAUUUUUGUCUAAGAAACUGCUCUUGCAAAGCAGCUCUUUUUGUUAAAAGUCAGUAUGGGAAUAGACAUUCACGAAAAGGCAGUUGUUUAUUAGUUGAUGAAGUCUUUUCAAUUGCUAACAAUGAAAAUGGAAUUAUAUCCUCCUAUAACACAACUCUGUAUGUCAAGGUGCAACUUCCUUAUGCAAAGGCCUCAAGGCGGAAAGUAACCGUACUGGCAUCUGUCAUUUCAGCUAUUGUAGGAUUAUUUUGUGUCAUUUGCUCCUGGUUUGUUCUAAUCAGGAAGCAAAAUAAGCAACAAAUAGAAGAAGAUUUUCUAAUCCAUGUACCUGGAAUGCCUACAAGAUACACGUACGAGAACUUGAAAGCCGCUACUGAAGAUUUUAGUAAGAAGCUAGGAGAAGGAGGCUUUGGAUGUGUUUAUGAAGGGGCACUCAAUGAUGGAACCAAAAUAGCAGCCAAGUGUCUUGAUGGUUUAGCGAAAGUGAAGGAUUCUUUUCUUGUGGAAGUAAAGGCAAUCGGCAGCAUUCACCAUGUUAAUUUGGUGAAACUAAUUGGUUAUUGUUUUGAGAAAUCACACAGGCUACUUGUUUAUGAGUAUAUGGCAAAUAGAUCCCUUGAUGGAUGGAUUUUUUGCGGAAAGGAAGAAAGCAAUUGCCUUCCUUGGCAAGCCAGGAGAAACAUCAUCUUAGACAUUGCCAAGGGAUUAGCCUACCUUCAUGAAGAAUGCAGUCAGACAAUAAUUCACUUGGAUAUUAAACCACAAAACAUCCUCCUCGAUCAAAACUUCAAUGCCAAAAUUUCAGACUUUGGGCUCUCCAAGCUGAUUGAAAAGGAUCAAAGCAGAGUCAUUACGACGAUGAGAGGAACGCCUGGAUACUUGGCUCCUGAAUGGUUGAGUUCAGCCAUCACUGAAAAGGUAGAUGUUUACAGCUUUGGCAUAGUGUUGCUAGAGAUCAUUUGUGGGAGGAAGAAUGUGGAUUGGUCUAGGAUUGAGGAAGACAGACACUUGCUAGCAGUCUUUAAAGGAAAAGCCGAAGAGGGAAAACUCAAAGAAUUGGUGGAUGAGAGAAGCGAAGACAUGCAUCACAACAUUGAAGAAGUUUUGGAGAUGAUGAAGAUAGCAGCAUGGUGUCUGCAGGGUGAUUUCACCAAAAGGCCUUCAAUGUCCUUAGUAGUGAAGGUGCUAGAGGGUUUGUUCGGGCGAGAUGGUUACUUGAAGAACAUGUGGCCACCCCUUAGUAUAUUGGAUUGCGCCUGCAAAGCUGCUGUUUCCAAUGAAGAAUACAAGGGUAAACCUGUGGGUUCUCUAUCAAACAGGAUGGUCGUAAUUGACAGACCUCAAUCUAGUACAGUGUCAACAGACCGACAGUCAAGCCCUGAUGACAAUGAAAUCCUAGCAAAAUUUCGAGAUAAGCAGAAGCGAAAGAAGAAUGGCCAGCGGCCGAGGAAAGAAAGGACUCCCACGAGGCCGCCUAGUCUCGGGGAUAAAAGGGAGGAAGAUCUGAAAGAUCAUCGCAAGGGCCCCAAUCCACAUGAUGAGGAAAGAUUGGUCGAAAUUGAAGCGGAACUCAAAAGAUUGAGAGAUGAUAACGACCUCAAUCAAAGGAAGAAAAAGUAUAUAUUGGAGGCAUACAAACAUUGUUGUUUGCUAGGUCUACCCGAUCCUUCGGAUCAGGAACUACAUGACAUAAUUGACGAGAAAGAAGCGCGCAGAAUGCUGACUUUGCUCGAAAAGAAAAAAGGUUGUAGAGAAUCCCCUCAACCAUGA